AUGAACGGCAGCGAUCGGAGAAGAACUGACCGCAGAGACACUCGGAUUUCCAAAAAACAGAAGCUGAUUCUGUCGGCCGAAGAAAAACUCGAAAGCAAACUCGGCUUCGAUCUAUUUACCGAAGGCGAUAAACGCCUCGGCUGGCUUCUCACUUUCUCUUCCUCAUCUUGGGAGGAUCAGGAUACCCAAAAAGUAUAUAGUUGUGUUGAUUUAUAUUUCGUUUGCCAGGAUGGUUCGACGUUUAAAGCCAAGUAUCGGUUUCGGCCUUAUUUUUAUGUUUCUACCAAGGAUAAGAUGGAAAUGGAUGUUGAUGCACAUUUAAGACGACGAUACGAAGGGCAAAUUGCUGAUAUCAAAGUAGUGGAGAAAGAGGACCUUGAUCUUAAAAACCAUCUUUCUGGAUUGCGGAAAACCUAUUUAAAGAUAUCGUUUGAAACGGUACAACAACUUAUGCAAGUAAAGAGUGAUCUAAUGCACGUGGUCGAAAGAAAUAAAGAAAAGUCUAAAGCUUCAGAGGCGUAUGAGGCCAUAUUGGCUGGAAAAAGUACUGAGCGAAAUCAAGAUUUAAUUGACUGCAUUACUGAUCUCCGGGAGUAUGAUGUGCCUUACCAUGUCCGUUUUGCCAUUGACAAUGAUGUAAGAUCUGGACUGUGGUAUGAUGUUAAUGUGUCAAGCGAUGGGAUUAUGUUAGAAAGAAGACAUGAUCUGUUGCAACGUGCUGAAGUUCAUGUUUGUGCAUUUGAUAUAGAGACCACAAAGCUUCCUCUAAAAUUUCCUGAUGCCGAGUAUGAUUUAGUUAUGAUGAUCUCAUACAUGGUUGAUGGACGAGGAUAUCUGAUUAUCAAUAGAGAGUGUGUUGGUGAAGAUAUAGCAGAUUUGGAAUACACACCAAAACCUGAAUUUGAAGGACACUUUAAAGUUACAAAUGUGAAGAAUGAGGUUGAGCUGCUCAGAUUAUGGUUCUCUCAUAUGAGAGAGGUGAAGCCUGGUAUUUAUGUCACAUACAAUGGAGACUUUUUUGAUUGGCCAUUCUUGGAAAACAGGGCAGCUCACCAUGGCUUGAGAAUGAAUGAUGAGCUAGGAUUUCAGUGUGAUACAGUUCAAGGUGAAUGUCGUGCUAAGUUUGCUUGUCAUCUGGAUUGUUUUGCAUGGGUCAAACGUGAUAGUUAUCUACCUCAAGGGAGCCAUGGUCUGAAGGCUGUCACUAAAGCCAAACUGGGCUAUGAUCCAUUGGAGGUAAAUCCCGAGGAUAUGGUUUGUUUUGCAAUGGAAAAACCCCAGAUGAUGGCAUCAUAUUCGGUAUCUGAUGCCGUGUCAACGUAUUACUUGUAUAUGACUUAUGUUCAUCCCUUCAUCUUCUCACUUGCAACUAUAAUACCAAUGCCUCCCGAUGAGGUAUUGCGUAAAGGAAGUGGGACCCUUUGUGAAAUGCUGCUUAUGGUCCAGGCAUAUAUCGCUAAUGUUAUAUGUCCUAAUAAGCACCAAGCUGAACCAGAAAAGUUUCACAAUGGCCACCUUCUUGAAAGUGAGACGUACAUUGGUGGCCAUGUGGAGUGCCUAGAAACCGGUGUUUUCAGAUCUGACCUUCCAACUAGUUUCAAACUUGAUCCAUCAGCUUUCAAGCAACUUAUCGAUAAUCUCGAUCGUGAUCUCUUAUAUGCUAUUAGAGUGGAGGGUAAGAUGGACAUUGAAUCGGUUAUAAACUACGAUGAAGUAAAGAAUGCUAUUAUGGAGAAGCUUAUAACAUUACGAGAUGAACCUACACGAGAAGAAUGUCCACUCAUUUAUCACUUAGAUGUCGCUGCAAUGUAUCCCAACAUUAUUUUGACAAACAGACUUCAGCCACCAUCUAUAGUUUCAGAUGAGAUUUGCACUGCGUGUGAUUUCAAUCGUCCAGGGAAAACUUGUCUUAGAAAACUUGAAUGGGUUUGGCGUGGAGAGACAUACACAGCAAAAAGAAGUGAUUACUAUCAUAUUAAGAGGCAAAUUGAAUCCGAGUUUGCUGAUGGGCCCAAAUCAAAACCAUUUCUUGAUCUGCCUAAAGUGGACCAACAACUGAAGCUGAAAGAGCGUCUAAAGAAAUACUGCCAAAAGGCAUAUAAGCGAGUACUUGACAAGCCAGUUACUGAAAUUCGAGAGGCAGGGAUAUGCAUGCGUGAAAACCCAUUUUAUGUUGAUACUGUCCGAAGUUUUCGUGAUAGAAGAUAUGAAUACAAAGGACUGAAUAAAGUAUGGAAGGGGAAGUUAUCAGAAGCAAAGGCUAGUGGAAAUCCAAUUAAGAUCCAAGAAGCACAAGAUAUGGUGGUUCUUUAUGAUUCGCUACAGCUGGCUCAUAAAUGUAUUCUAAAUUCCUUUUAUGGAUAUGUCAUGCGCAAAGGUGCAAGAUGGUACUCAAUGGAAAUGGCAGGAGUUGUUACUUAUACUGGAGCAAAAAUAAUACAAAAUGCGCGUUUACUUGUUGAAAAAAUCGGAAGGCCCCUCGAAUUAGACACUGAUGGUAUAUGGUGUGCCUUGCCAGGGUCAUUUCCUGAAAACUUCACCUUUAAAACAAUAGGAUCAAAGAAGUUAACAAUUUCAUAUCCAUGUGUUAUGCUGAAUGUUGAUGUGGCAAGAAACAACACAAAUGACCAAUACCAGACUCUUAAAGAUCCUGUGAACAGAACAUAUACAACACACAGUGAAUGCUCCAUUGAAUUUGAAGUCGAUGGACCAUAUAAGGCAAUGAUUCUUCCUGCAUCUAAAGAAGAAGGAAUUCUAAUAAAGAAGCGAUAUGCUGUUUUUAAUGAUGAUGGUACCCUUGCCGAGCUUAAAGGCUUCGAGAUAAAGAGGAGGGGUGAACUAAAGCUUAUCAAAGUUUUCCAAGCAGAACUCUUUGACAAGUUUCUUCACGGGUCUACCCUAGAGGAAUGCUAUUCUGUAGUUGCCUCUGUUGCAAACCGCUGGCUUGAUCUUCUUGAUAAUCAAGGGAAGGAUAUUGCAGACAGUGAAUUGCUUGAUUAUAUAUCAGAAUCAAGCACUAUGAGCAAGUCUUUAGCAGACUAUGGUGAACAGAAAUCAUGUGCAGUAACCACAGCAAGACGUCUUGCCGAUUUUCUUGGUGAUACAAUGGUAAAAGACAAAGGUCUACGCUGCCAAUAUGUUGUUGCAUGUGAACCACGGGGAAACCCGGUGAGUGAACGGGCUGUUCCUGUUGCUAUAUUUGAAACUGAUGCAGAAAUUAUGAAGUUUUAUGUGAAGAAAUGGUGCAAAAUCUCAUCAGAUAUUGGGAUACGAUCCAUUAUUGACUGGUCAUAUUACAAGCAGCGUCUUAGCUCUGCUAUUCAGAAGAUUAUCACUAUUCCUGCAGCAAUGCAGAAGGUUUCAAACCCUGUCCCAAGAGUGGUUCAUCCUGAUUGGCUGCACAAGAAGGUUCGUGAGAAAGAUGACAAAAUGCGACAAAGAAAGUUAGUUGAUAUCUUUAGUUCAGUGAAAAAGGGUAAUGACGAGGACCCAAAAAUUGAUGCAAAUGGAAACAAUCAUGUAACCCAUGAACAAAACUUUGUGGAUUUGGAGGACUUUGGAAACAAUGUAAAUGCUUCUACAAUUGGACCUAGACCUAUUGUUCGGUCGUAUGAAACUAACCAUAAGAGAAGUGGACUGACAGUUUCUUCUAAAGAAAGUUCUGAUCAUGAUCAAAGUGAGAAUCCUCUGACAUCGUUACAACUGAUUGAUAUUGAUGGAGAUGUAGAUAGACAUCUGGAUUAUCAAGGAUGGCUUGAUUCGAGGAAGAGAAAGUGGAAACUGGUUCGGGAAAAAAGGAAGAGGCAAAGGCUGGACAAUUUGGACAAAUUUAAUCGAAGGAAUGGAUUCGCUGAGAUCCCAAGUGGUGUUGCAAGUAAGAAACAAGCUCACGGAACUGGGGUCGGUUCUUAUUAUAAAAGGCAGGAAGUAGCCUUAACAAGCAGCCAUUGGCAGAUAAUUCAACUUGUUCCAAGCUCGCAACAUGGCCAUUUUUCUGCAUGGGUUGUUGUGGAUGGGGUCAUGCAUAAGAUCCCUAUAAGUGUUCCCAGAGUAUUUUACCUUAAUUCUAAAGCUCCUAUAACCGAAGAAUUUCCUGGAAGGCGUGUCACCAAAAAUCUUCCUCAUGGUCGGCAUUGCUAUAACCUGAUUGAGGUCAUAACUGAUGAAGAUCAAUUUAGAAAAGUCAGCAGAAAACUUUCUGCUCAUCUUGCAGAUCCUGAGGUGGAGGGGAUAUAUGAAACAAAAGUUGGUCUGGAUUUUAAUUCUAUCCUCCAGAUUGGAUGUGUUUGUAAAGUUGAUAAGUCAGCUAAGAAACGAAAUGCAAAAGAUGGUUGGAGUCUAAGUGAAUUGCAUAUGAAAACCACUGCAGAAUGCUCUUAUCUAGCAUCUUCCAUUCCCUUUUUCUACCUAUAUCAUAGCAUAUCUGAAGUACGUGGUAUUUAUCUUGUAUAUUUUCCAUCAUCUUCAAUUAUCCAUGUGGUAAUGGUCAAUCCCUUCCCCAAUAAAGAGUUAACAACAAAUAUUUUAGAGAAACAGUUUCGUGAAGCUUGCCAAGCUUUAUCAAUUGAACCUUCCAUGUCUGGGGAUGUUUCCAGUUUUAAGGUGGACUAUGUCCGAAACCCCAAAGAAGCUGAAAAGAAUUUACAAAAAACAAUAAUUGAAUUCAGGAAUCAGCUUCAUGGACCUGCAAUUGCUUUAAUUGAGUGCCCAGAUGUUGACUUAAUAAAGUCAAGUGUGCGAGCUUUAGAUGAUUUCCCCUGUGUCAAUAUUCCUUCAAAUGCUCGUGAUAGUCAAUAUCAGGCUCUUGGUUGGCAGAUAGUAGCUGCGAAAAUUGGGAUGCAGCGUUGUGCUGUAUCAUCUCAUUGGUUAAACGAAAGAAUUUCUCUUUCCAGAUAUUCUCAUGUUCCUUUAGGCAAUUACGAACUAGACUGGCUUAUCCACACUGCAGAUAUCUUCUUUGCAAGAGCACUGCGUGAUCAUCAACAGAUACUUUGGGUAUCAGAUAAUGGAUUUCCAGACCUUGGAGGGGAUAUUGAAGAAGAGUCUUGUUACUCUGACGAGGUCAAUCAACCAGUUUUCACAACACCCGGUGCUUAUAGGAAAUUCACAGUUGAACUAAAGAUUCAUCAUUUGUCUGUUAAUGCUCUGCUAAAGAGCACCCGAAUAAAUGAUAUGGAAGGAGGUACCCUUUUUGGGUUUGAUUUGGCUUUGGGAUCACAUCUGCCUGGCGAACAGAUAGGAGUAGAUGAGGCCACUUCUUGUUCAGAGGCAUUUCGUAUUCUUAAAAAGUUAAUUCAAAGAUGUCUUGCUGACGUAAUAAAAUAUGGAAAUAUAUUUGCUGAUGCAAUAUUACAACAUUUAUACAGAUGGCUCUGCAGUCCGCGGUCAAAACUCCAUGAUCCAGCUCUUCAUCGAAUGCUUCACAGGGUUAUGCAAAAGGUGUUUGCACUUCUGCUAGCUGAGUUUAGAAAGUUGGGUGCCACCAUCAUUUUUGCUAGUUUUUCAAAAGUAAUAUUGGACACCGGGAAGUCAGACUUAAUUGCAGCUCAAGCUUACUGUGAUAGUUUACUGAAAACUAUACAAACUAGAGACCUGUUUGAGUAUAUCGAGCUUGAACCCACACAGUUCUGGCACUCACUGUUAUUCAUGGAUCAAUAUAACUAUGGUGGAAUUCAAGAUAAACAAGAUCAAACAAAUGAUGGCACACAUGAUGAUUCCCAAGUUGAUAUAGUGCCCAGCUGGAAUAUUGCAGUAAAUCUGCCCGCAAAGGCUCAGGAUUAUUUUAUGUAUAUCGUUUCCGACUUCAUGUACCUCCCAUGGAAAUUUGCUCAAGAUGAAACCAGAAAAAGAGCAACUAUAAGAGAAGAUGAUUCAUGCACUCCAUCAAUCACUGCUGCAGCUGCUGAAAAUUUUGAAUCACGCAUGACUGACCAUCUUAGAAAGAAGAUUCAAUCCCACUUUACCAAUACAUUAUUGAGAAUAGUUGAUGAUAUUGAUAAUAACAUAAAGAAGACAGGCAAAUCUCAGACAGCUCAAGAUAACAAUGUCUAUAAAGGAAAUCCCGCACUAGAGUUUAUAAAGCAUGUGUGUGCUGUCCUUGCUCUUGACCAAGAUGUGCAGCAGGAUAUAUUGAUUAUGAGGAGGAAUCUUUUGAAGAAAGUACGUGUAAGGGAGUUUGCUCCAGAGGCUCAGUUUCAAGUCUGUUCAUUUUCCUUCACCUUACCAAACGUGAUUUGCAGCUACUGCAAUGACUGUAGAGAACUGGACUUGUGUCGUGACAGAGGUUUACUGACUCAAGAGUGGAGAUGUAGUGUUCCACAUUGUGGGCAACCAUACAACCGAGAGGUGAUGGAAAAUAGUCUUCUACAAAUUGUUCGCCAAAGAGAACGGCUUUACCAUCUUCAAGACUUGGUUUGUUUAAAAUGCAAGCAAAUUAAAGCUGCACAUUUGGCCGAGCAUUGCGCGUGUGCUGGAUCUUUUAUUCUCAAGGAAGAUUUGACAAGUUUUAGAAACAAAAUGGAAGUGUUCUUGAACAUUGCCACACAUCAAAAAUUUGAAUUACUCAAAGAUUGUGUUUCUUGGAUUCUCGAAUUAAAACAAUAAAAAAGAACAGAUUUAGUUGAGCUGAUUUGUGUAAUUAUUUUUUAUGUAUUAUAGUUAGAAGGCCCUAACAGGAAUCAGUGUAUAAUUAAUAAACAGUUAAUAGCGUGAAGAACAAGAAGUUUUUUUGUGAUUCUAUGUUAUUGCUUUAAAUUGGGCAAGUACAUUUCA
This is a messenger RNA of Erigeron canadensis, 6771 nucleotides long. RefSeq names its product DNA polymerase epsilon catalytic subunit A-like. Gene Ontology annotation, molecular function: single-stranded DNA 3'-5' DNA exonuclease activity; DNA binding; DNA-directed DNA polymerase activity. The record is from RefSeq and is a predicted model, not a curated record. Gene Ontology annotation, biological process: DNA replication; DNA replication proofreading; leading strand elongation. Bases 1 to 6603 code for a protein of 2200 amino acids. NCBI's taxonomy places the organism in Eukaryota, Viridiplantae, Streptophyta, Magnoliopsida, Asterales, Asteraceae. The transcript has 47 exons. Gene Ontology annotation, cellular component: nucleus; epsilon DNA polymerase complex.